This is a messenger RNA of Vombatus ursinus (common wombat), 5263 nucleotides long. RefSeq names its product mutS homolog 2 (gene MSH2). Gene Ontology annotation, molecular function: ATP-dependent DNA damage sensor activity; mismatched DNA binding; ATP binding. Gene Ontology annotation, biological process: mitotic recombination; mismatch repair; somatic recombination of immunoglobulin genes involved in immune response. The record is from RefSeq and is a predicted model, not a curated record. Lineage: Eukaryota; Metazoa; Chordata; Mammalia; Diprotodontia; Vombatidae. The coding region runs from base 8 to 2812 and encodes 934 amino acids. The transcript has 16 exons. Gene Ontology annotation, cellular component: nucleus; MutSalpha complex.
UUCCAACAUGGCGCUGCAACCGAAGGAGGUGCUGGCCAUGGAUAGCCAGGCCGAGUGCAGCUUCAUCCGCUUCUUCCAGGCCAUGCCGCCGAAGCCGCUCACCACCGUGCGCAUCUUCGACCGGGGCGAUUACUACACCGCGCACGGCGAUGACGCGCUGUUGGCCGCCCGGGAGGUGUUCAAGACCCAGGCGGUCAUCAAAUAUAUCGGGGUGACCGGUACUAAGAAACUGGAAAGUGUUGUGCUUAGUAAAAUGAAUUUUGAAUCUUUUGCGAAAGACCUCCUCUUGGUUCGUCAGUAUAGAGUUGAAGUUUAUAAGAAUAAAGCUGGGAAUAAGGCCACCAAGGAGAAUGACUGGCAUGUGGCAUUCAAGGCUUCACCAGGCAAUCUUUCCCAAUUUGAAGAAGUUCUCUUUGGCAGCAGUGAUAUGUCAUGUUCCAUUGGUGGUGUAGGUGUUAAGUUGUCCAUUGUUGAUGGCCAAAGAUUAGUUGGAGUUGGGUAUGUUGACUCCAUACAGAGGAAGCUAGGACUGUGUGAGUUUCCAGAUAAUGACCAGUUCUCCAAUCUGGAAGCUCUGCUGAUUCAGAUUGGCCCAAAGGAAUGUGUGUUACCAGGAGGUGAAACUGCUGGGGACAUGGGAAAACUGAGACAGGUUAUUGAGAGAGGAGGGAUUCUGAUCACAGAGAGGAAGAAAACUGACUUUGCAGCAAAAGAUAUUGUUCAGGACCUCAACCGUUUGUUGAAAAGCAGAAAGGGAGACCAAGUGAAUAGUGCUGUAUUGCCUGAGAUGGAGAAUCAGGUCGCAAUUUCGUCAUUAUCAGCUGUGAUUAAGUAUUUAGAACUUUUAUCAGAUGAUACAAACUUUGGACAAUUUGAACUGACUACCUUUGACCUCAACCAGUAUAUGAAGCUGGAUAAUGCAGCUGUCAGAGCUCUUAACCUUUUUCAGGGCUCUGCUGAAGACAAAAGUGGUACUCAGUCUCUUGCUGCGUUGCUGAAUAAGUGCAAAACCCCUCAAGGCCAGAGACUGCUUAAUCAAUGGAUUAAGCAGCCACUACUGGAUAAGAACCGGAUAGAGGAAAGGUUAAAUUUAGUGGAGGUCUUUGUAGUAGAUGCUGAGCUGAGACAGAGUUUACAAGAAGACUUACUUCGUCGUUUCCCAGAUCUUAACCGAUUUGCCAAAAAGUUUCAGAGACAUGCAGCCAGUUUACAAGAUUGUUACCGAAUUUAUCAAGCCAUAAACCACCUUCCUAAUGUUAUAGAAGCACUGGAAAAACACGAAGGAGCACACCAAUCAUUGUUAUUGGCAGUCUUCGUAACUCCUUUGACUGAUCUACAUUCUGAUUUCUCCAAGUUUCAGGAAAUGAUAGAAACAACCUUAGAUAUGAAUCAGGUGGAAAACCAUGAAUUUCUUGUGAAGGCAUCCUUUGAUCCUCACCUGAUGGAGUUAAGAGAGUCAAUUACUAAUCUAGAAAAGAAGAUGCAGGCGUCUUUAACAAAUGCAGCAAGAGAGCUAGGCUUAGAAGCUGGUAAACACAUUAAACUGGACUCCAAUGCACAGCUGGGAUAUUACUUCCGAGUAACCUGCAAGGAAGAAAAAGUCCUUCGUAGCAAUAAAAACUUUAACACGUUAGAUGUCCAGAAGAAUGGUGUUAAGUUUACCAACAGCAAAUUGGCUGCCUACAAUGAUGAGUACCUCAAAAUUAGAGAUGAGUAUGAGGAAGCCCAGGAUGCCAUUGUUAAAGAAAUUGUCAACAUUUCUUCCGGCUAUGUAGAACCAAUGCAGACACUGAAUGAUGUAUUAGCUCAACUAGAUGCAGUUGUCAGUUUUGCUCAUGUAUCAAAUGGCGCACCUGUUCCAUACGUACGUCCAGUCAUUUUGGAAAAGGGACAAGGAAAAAUCAUUUUGAAAGGUUCCAGACAUGCUUGUGUUGAAGUUCAAGAUGAAGUUGCAUUUAUUCCCAAUGACAUUUACUUUGAGAAAAAUAAGCAGAUGUUCCACAUUAUUACUGGCCCCAAUAUGGGAGGUAAAUCAACAUAUAUUCGUCAAACUGGAGUAAUAGUUCUGAUGGCUCAAAUUGGCUGUUUUGUACCAUGUGACUCAGCAGAAGUGUCCAUUGUGGACUGUAUCUUGGCUCGAGUUGGAGCAGGGGAUUGUCAGCUGAAAGGUGUGUCUACAUUCAUGGCAGAAAUGCUAGAGACAGCUUCUAUUCUCAGGUCUGCAACCAAAGAUUCCCUGAUAAUCAUCGAUGAGUUGGGAAGAGGAACUUCUACCUAUGAUGGAUUUGGGUUAGCCUGGGCUAUUUCGGAGUAUAUUGCUACAAAGAUAGGUGCCUUCUGUAUGUUUGCUACUCAUUUUCAUGAACUGACAGCAUUGGCUGACCAGUUGCCAACAGUGAAUAAUCUGCACGUUUCAGCAUUAACUACUGAUGAGACAUUAACUAUGCUAUAUCAAGUGAAGAAAGGUGUCUGUGAUCAGAGUUUUGGGAUUCAUGUUGCGGAGCUUGCUAAUUUUCCUAAGCAUGUAAUAGAGAAUGCCAAACAAAAGGCUCUGGAACUAGAGGAAUUCCAGCAUUUUGGAAAACCUCAAGAAUCUGAUGAAGCAGAACCAGCAGCCAAGAGAUGCUACCACGAGAGAGAGCAAGGUGAAAAAAUAAUUCAGGCAUUUCUGGCCAAGGUAAAGGAAUUGCCUUUUGCAGAAAUGUCUGAGGAAGGCAUCAGAACCAAAUUAAAACAACUGAAGGCUGAAGUGGUAUCACAAAAUAACAGUUUUGUUAAUGAAAUACUUUCACGGUUAAAAGUUACUCCAUGAAAAAUUCCAUAGUGGAAUGAAUAAGUUUUGUAGAUUUUUUUUUAAUUGUAGAAAGUCCCCACUGUCUUAUGUUAAUGCUUUUGUAAGGUUUUAUACUUUUCCCUUGGUGUUUAGAAAUGGAUGCACACAGAUUACUGAAUAAAACUUUACUAAUGUUUCUUUAAAUUAUUUGUGUAGACACCUAUUUUGAAAAAUCCAGGUUUUAUAGAGGAAUUAGUUAGGACUGGAAGGCGAUUCAUAUAGUCCAACCUCUUCUUUACAAAGAAGAAGGUAGGUAAGAUUAAGUGCACAGAACGUUGAAUUAUCCAAAUACAGGAAACACCACCCCUGCCUGCUCAAUGUGGAGAGAUACACUGCACCAAGCAUGUUGGCCUGGGGUCAGAGUGGGACAGUUAGCCCUCACAGAGAAACAUCCUAAAUGCAUUUCACGCAAUCAGGAAAAUGAUUUGACUGUGGAAUUCGGUUAAAAAUGGUGUUAAGGAUUUUUUGAAAUUAUUUUUGUUUUGGGCGGUAAAGUACAUGUGGUCCUGGGAAAAGCAUAUGAGGUUUGAAGAUUUGUAAGAAUUAUACUUUAGUACAAUAGACUUUUCUAAAAGACACAUUAUACAUAUUAAUAACCACAGAAGCACAGACAUGUGAACUUUCAGUGAUGUUUAUGCAGAGAGAUGAUAACUAGUCAGUCCUUUGAGUAGACACCAGGUGGUCAAUAUCUAAUCAGCCCCUGUCACAGAUGGCAGUUCCUCAGAAUUGAAGAAACUUAAAGAAACAAGUGGUGUACGGCCUUUAUUAACUUCGAGCAUAUUAAAGCUAAAAAUGACACCUAGAGAUGCUCUUAUAACUCCUCCAUUUUACAGAUGAGGAGAUAAAACCCAGAGGGGUUCAGAGAUGUGCCUAACGUCACAUGGUGAGUCCUUGGCAGAAUCAGCAUUCCAAACCCAGGUCUUCCAGCUCUCAGUCCGGUGUUCUUUCCAUUACUGCUGCUUGACGUGGCUUAUUUUCUGCUCAAAUCUAAACAUUGGCUAAUCAUUUGACGGCAGGCAAGAGUAAGAAGAACCAAGUGAGUAAACUUCCUAUACUUCCACUACCAGUUUUCCAGGUUUUACAAACUUAAAUGAAGUUGACAAGUAGACACAUACAAAAAACCCCUACUGCCUGCCUUCUGCCAGCCUUAACUAACUUUUCCAGAGCAGAGACUGUUUUGCUACUUAAGAGCAAUAUUGGCUGAAGAUUUAGAGGUAGGCUGAAAUUUAUGACCAUAAUGGGAUUUGUUUGAUUGAUGGAUUUUCUAUGGACUUGAUUUUCCAUAUUCCAUAUUCCAUAGUACUAACUAUGAAUGAUGCUAACAUUGAUUUUACUAUCUGGAUAGUGCAAGCUAUAUAACUGGGGAAUAGGGCAGACUUGUAAAUAAUGUAUUUUUUAAAAAAUUUUGGAAAAAUUGUACUUCUGAAAGGCAGAGUUGACUGAUCAGUGUACAUGUAAAAGGCGAUGAGGACUUUGAGUUUAACAUUCUAUUUAAAUAGUCUGUCUCUUGGUAGUGACAAAAGGAGUGUUGUUUAGAUCACUCUGAGUGAAAACAUGGUUAAAAUUAAAAUUAUCUUGCAGUUUUAAUUGCUGGUGCUCAAAAAAAUGUGGUGCUUUGAUUCCAAGGACAAAAUUUGCAAUGCAGCAAGCUCUGGUAAAUCAACCUGCUUUCAGUUGUAUAAAGAAGAUUUAGUGUCUAGUUUCAUUUGAAAAUGAAAAGGCACAUAAUAGACCUGCUUAAAACCUUUCAGAGACCCAAGCUUUAUUUAUUUUGUGAAUAUGCUAAUGAGUCAACUCAGACCUUCAAUUAUAAUGGGUACUUUAUAUUGGAAUCACAUAUGUAAAACUGAAGAUUUACCAAUUUGUGACCUUGUCAUGGACAGCUUGUGUUUUAUUUUAAUUGUAAUGUACUUCAGGCUCCCCCCAGCACCAUCUGCAAUAACAACAGAAUGGUACCCAAAAUACAGAUGUUACUCAAGAUUCAGGACCAAACUGUGCUGUUAUUACCAAGAAAGCUAGGGAUCAUUUACCAUAAUCGUUGAGAAAAGACUUUUUUUGCUCAUUCACACUACGGUGUUUUCAGAAACUUGGCUCUGAGAUUCCAUUAGAGAUGCAAUAUCUUUUUGUAAUUGGUGUUCUCUGCUGUUCUCUCCCUUUCUUUCCUUAAAGAUGCUAUUUAGAGAGAAAAUAUCUUUGGGGUAAAAGAGACCUUUGUUACAAAACACAUUUACAAGAAUCGUGUUUUGAGGUACACUAUGUAUUUAUUUGGGGACAAUUUUUUCUUGUUAUCUCAGAGUUUUAUGUAUAUUAAAGGCACCUUGGGAGGCCUCUUGAGUAUUAAAUGCAUUUUAUGUUCAUGGUCUUUCUGCAUUUAACCUUUUUGUGAAAUGGCUUUUGUCUAUAAAUUGUGUUUCUUUGCUGAUUCAGGAA